Messenger RNA from Somion occarium, 1368 nucleotides. NCBI's taxonomy places the organism in Eukaryota, Fungi, Basidiomycota, Agaricomycetes, Polyporales, Cerrenaceae. The record is from the annotation of a GenBank genome assembly.
ACCUAUACCUGUGGCGCUGAUUCGGGAACGUUACACUGCAUAAAUCCCUGCUUUGUAGCGUUUCCCACUCAUCCCCUCUAUCCCCGUAGCAAAACGAGUUGUGUCAGGCAUGUUUGGCAUGCUGGAGUUGGUCAGCUUUCGGCCUUCUACACGGCGAAGUGCAAUAGCCAUGCUCCUCAAGCUAUAUAUGAAGCGUCUUGAGAAGGAGUUUUAGCUAACUCAACAUGUCUUCCCCGAAGUUGAUUCUAGUCAUUGGUGCCACAGGAGCACAGGGGCUAGCUGUAAUAGAUAGUCUUCUCGCUCGUGCAGAGGAUGGGACACCCUCCCCUUAUUCCGUUCGUGCUCUUACUCGAGACCGAUCGAGCCGCCGUGCUCAGGAGCUUACCGCCAAAGGUGUUGAGUGUGUCCAAGGAGCAUUUGACGACUUCCCAUCUGUCGCUGCUGCACUUAAAGGUGCCUAUGGCGUCUGGGCUAAUACAGACGGUUUCACCGUCGGAGAACAGAAGGAAAUAUAUGCAGGCAUGCGUAUCUUCGAGCUAGCAAAGCAGGCAAAGACCGUGAGACAUUACGUCUGGAGCAACCUGGAAUACGUAUUCAAGAAAACAGGCUAUAAUGAGAAGUACCGUGUCUAUCACCACGAUGGGAAAGGACGUGUUGGAGAAUGGUUACAGGUUCAGCCUUCUGAGUCCACUGAAACUGGAAUGUCCUGGAGCCAGGUUACGACAAGCCCAUAUAUGGAGAUGCUCUACAAUCAUAUGUUUGGCCCUUUGAACAAGCGACCCGAUGGCACCUAUGUGUUCGCCACUCCAGUCGGGAACGGUCAUGUACCUAUGAUCGCCCUCGCUGAUCUAGGGUACUUCGCUCGGUACACCUUCGAUCACCGUGAAGGGACAUCCACGAAGAACCUCGACGUCACAAGUGAUGUGGUCGGCUGGGAUUACUUGGUGUCUACAUUCCAGACCGUUACAGGACAGAAGGCCGUCGUUGUGAAACAAUCUUUAGAUGAAUGGUUUGCGAACUUCGAUGGUGCCGACGAACCGCUCGCGAACGAGCAACGAGGCACUAGUGUGCAGACGACGACCUGGAGGGAGAACUUCAGCGGUUGGUGGUCACUUUGGCGAGAUGAUAUCAUCGUCAAGGACAUGGAUUGGAUCAGAAGUAUCCAUCCAAACUUGCUCACUCUUGAGAAGUGGAUGCGCGACAACAAAUACACGGGAGAUCUGCAGGGUAGCAUCUUAAAGAAUUCAGAGGAUGAUAAGUCUGUACACCUCAACCAGGCUCGAGUAUCUCGUUUGUGAACUUUAUUCUAGAGAUCUUGUUCAUGCAAACACGAUCCAUACAUCACGUAAUAAGCACUUACAGUAUCAG